Gigantopelta aegis is the source of this 1101-nucleotide messenger RNA. RefSeq lists its product as uncharacterized. The record is from RefSeq and is a predicted model, not a curated record. Lineage: Eukaryota; Metazoa; Mollusca; Gastropoda; Neomphalida; Peltospiridae. Bases 1 to 1101 code for a protein of 366 amino acids. The transcript is spliced from 5 exons.
AUGGCCGUCAGUCGACGUCUUCUUUUGAUUUGUGUCGUCUGCUGUUCCCUGCAUUGUUCUGCAGAAUUCCCAGAACAAGUGCUUCAUCUGUCAAAGCCAGACUCCUAUCCGCACUACGGACAGCCGUACAGUCUAGAGUGUAACGUCACCAGUUACGCACGUUAUCAGAGCAUCACGUUCAAACGAAACACAGAAGAGAUCUGUCAGAUCUACAUAGACGUCAUAAACAACAAAACGGUUUGCCUGAAUAACCAGAAUGAUACGGCAGACUAUCAGUGUUCGUGUGUUGGAUUCUACGACAAUGAGAGAAUUUACAACGUCAGAAUAACAUCAGUUAAAUUGGUAGACGCAACAAAGUGGACCUGUGUUAGUGUACACUACUUUCAGCACAGCAAUGCCAUCUUCCUAAAUUAUGGUCCCGACAGUGCUACCAUUACCGGAAACCAGCUCCAGUUCCCAGCAGAUGGCGCUAACACUCUACGAUUGAACUGUACGACGAGCGUCACCAACAGCCAUGUGAUUUUCACCUGGAUCUCCAUAAACUCGACAAGCAAAGCUCGCACACUAACAACUACCGGGGCUCUCGUCUCUCACUCAACCUCUGCCGGGUUUACUUAUUCCCAGGAGCUGAUGAUCGCUCUGCGGUGGUACCAAGACGCCGAUAACAUCAUCUGUAGUGUAAGAAACAAAAACGUUUCAAGUUUCAUCCCAGUGACAAGCAGCGUGAAUUUGGAUUUACUCUAUGGUCCUGAAAAGGUUACCAUCACUGGAAGUCAGCCCCAUUUUAUUGCUGAUGGUGUCAACACCCUGACGUUGAUCUGCAAAACCAGUAUAACAAAAGGCCUGGUGGCCUUCGAGUGGAUCAAUGCUACAAGUACAGAACAGAUAACUACUAAUGUUGGGAGUAUCGAGACUCAGAAUGUUGGUCGAGGAUUUACAUUCUCCCAGAGUAUGCAGAUUACACCUGCGUGGUAUCAGGAUGAAGAUGUGAUCAAAUGUGAAGUUACAAACACAAAUAUAUCUGGUUCAAAUCCUUUGACAAACAGCGUCACAUUGGAUUUAAUUUAUUUGCCCCUGAAACAUAACUUCGGGAUCAGUUGA